Messenger RNA from Rotaria sp. Silwood1, 540 nucleotides. The record is from the annotation of a GenBank genome assembly. Lineage: Eukaryota; Metazoa; Rotifera; Eurotatoria; Philodinida; Philodinidae.
AUGCAUAUUUUAUUCACCACUACAGUUUUGCUUUUAACAUUGGUCAUCUGCAAUUGUCAAGACACUACUGCAAUAUCCACUAAUGGAUUAGAUUCAACAGUUUUAGACACAACUGAAGCUAGUACAGAUGUCGAUCAUUCAGUGCCAGCUGUUACAAGCACAAAUGAAAACAGUUUUAGUAAUAUCACCGAGCUUAGUGAAAAUCCAACUAUUGAAAGUUCCACUGCAAACGUUCCAACAGAUGAUAAGGCAACGGAUAUGACAAACUUUAUAACAUCUAUAACAAGUACAACAUCUACAAUAAGUACAACAUCUGCAGCAAUUACAACACUUGCCACGAAUAUUACAUCUGUAACAACUACAGUAUCUAUAACAACAUCUACAACAAGCGAAAUCCCAAUCGAACCUUCUUCAUCAACAACGAACUUAGGUCUAAUUCUUGGUCUAACAUUGGGUCUUGGUAUACCAGUGCUGAUUGCUGUUAGUGUUGGUAUCAUCUGGUAUUGCAAACGAGGAAAUGCAAAGACCGAUAGAGUGUAA